Messenger RNA from Papilio polytes (common Mormon), 911 nucleotides. RefSeq names its product keratin, type I cytoskeletal 9 (gene mbm). The transcript is spliced from 7 exons. Lineage: Eukaryota; Metazoa; Arthropoda; Insecta; Lepidoptera; Papilionidae. Gene Ontology annotation, molecular function: nucleic acid binding. The record is from RefSeq and is a predicted model, not a curated record. Bases 204 to 911 code for a protein of 235 amino acids.
CUCCUUCUUGUCAUUUCCUGUUUAGCGGCGUGCGCUGCAUUGCCGCCAUUUUAUCAAUCGUUCGUGGCUUUUUUGGCUUUUCGUGUAUCUGCCAUCGAGUGAAAGACUGUCAUCUUAAAAAUUUAAAAUAUUGUUUCGCGAAUGUUAGUGAGUUUCUUAAAUUGGACAUCUCUAUAUUAAAAAGUUGAUAAGUUCAAGACAAAAUGGGGGAUCCCUACUCAUCAAGCGAUUACAACAGUGGAGGAUAUUCGUCCCAAUAUUCCGUUCCACCACCCGCAGCCUCUUCUGGGGACGAUAAUUAUAGCGGUGGUCAACAAGGCGGUUAUAAUCAGGGUCAGGGCAGUUAUUCUGGACAAAGUUCAGGUCAAGAUUGGAAUUCCCAAAGCUCAGGUGGAAGUAAUUAUGGCAGCAGCAGUCAAUCUGGCAAUAACUACGGUCAAAAUUAUAGUUCAAACUAUGGUAGUGGAGGUUAUGACCGAAGCAGUGGUGGCGGUGGUAACAACUACAAUGUAAGCGGAAGUGACCGCGGGGGAAGCAACUAUAGCAGCAGCGAGCGGAGCGGUGGGGGCUCCAGCUAUGGUGGGAAUGACAGGGGAGGCAGCGGUGGUUACUCUGGUGGUGACCGGGGAUAUGGAGGGGGUGACCGCUCCAGCUACAAUAGAGACGGGGGAAAUAGAGAUAGUGGAUAUGGUGGCGGCGGCAGGGGGGGUGGUUAUAAUAAAGGCGGUGGCAACGGAGGCGGUUACGGCGGCGGAGACCGGGGGGGCAGUGACAUGAUCACGCAGGAGGACACCGUGUUUAUUCAGGGCAUGAACACAUCUACUACUGAAGAUGAAUUGUGUAAGCACUUUGGUGCUAUUGGUAUUAUAAAGAUUGACAAGAAAACGCAACGACCUAAAAAGAAUGUGUGA